Molecule: messenger RNA, 393 nt
Organism: Solanum lycopersicum (tomato)
Lineage: Eukaryota; Viridiplantae; Streptophyta; Magnoliopsida; Solanales; Solanaceae
Product: agamous-like MADS-box protein AGL28
Biological process (GO): regulation of transcription by RNA polymerase II
Molecular function (GO): protein dimerization activity; DNA-binding transcription factor activity, RNA polymerase II-specific; RNA polymerase II cis-regulatory region sequence-specific DNA binding
Source: RefSeq, a predicted model, not a curated record
AUGGCAACAAGGAUCAACAAGGGUUCUCAAAGGGUUGACAUGGUGAAAAUGAAGAAUGCGAGGAACUUACAAGUUACGUUCUCUAAGCGUCUUGCUGGUCUGUUAAAAAAGGCUCUUGAACUUUGUAUGUUGUGUGGUGCUAAAAUUAUCAUUGUGGCAUUUUCACCGAGCGAUAAUGGAGAUUUCUCCUUUGGUCCCACUAGCAUAAGCCCAUCGGUGGAGAGGUUCCUUGGGAGGAAAUUUCCACAACCAAAUAAUGAUGUUCACAAUCAACAAAUCGUGGCUCUUAUAGAAGGUGGUAUUUGUGAGCUCAAUACCAAGCUCAGGAACCUCGAGGGGAUUCUUGAGAUGGAAAUAAAUCGCGGACCAUCCCUUGGAGAAUUAGGAAGAUAG